UUCUUAUUUUUUAAAAAUUGAGCUUCAACUUCCAAAAUUAGGGCUGAAAGAUUUUUCUGCAAAAGAAGUUGCUGGAAGGAGCCAUGGAGAUCAAAGGGGAGCUCGCUCUGCAGAAAAGGCAAGUCCUGAUUCUCUUUGUUUUGCUGGGAUUAUCUGAGGCAGGUCCUGAAUCUGUGCGAUAUUUUGUGGCAGAGGAAACAGAAGUUGGUUCUUUUGUGGCCAAUCUUGCAAGGGAUCUAGGGCUUGGGGUGGAGGAGCUAUCAUCACGGGAGGCCCGGGUAGUGUCAGAUGAUAACGAAAAGCACUUACAACUUGAUUUAUGGACGGGGGAUUUGCUCCUAAAUGAGAAACUGGACCGAGAAGAGCUCUGUGGCUCCACCGAGCCCUGUGUGCUGCAUUUUCAGAUGGUAUUAGAAAACCCUUUACAGUUCUUUCGGGCUGAACUGCAAGUCACAGACAUAAAUGAUCACUCCCCUAUGUUUCUAGACAAACGUAUACUUAUUAAAAUAUCAGAAAGUACCAGCAUUGGAACCACAUUCCUAAUGGAGAGUGCCCAAGAUUUGGAUGUAGGAACCAACAGUCUUCAAAACUACACAAUUAGCCCCAAUUCUCAUUUCUACAUUAAAAUCCAAGAUAGCGGUGAUGGAAAGUUAUACCCAGAACUGGUUCUGGACAGAGCAUUAGAUCAUGAGGAGGAGUCUGAGCUCUCACUAACACUCACAGCACUGGAUGGUGGAUCACCACCCAGGUCUGGGACAACUUUGGUUCUCAUCAAGGUCCUGGACAUCAAUGACAAUGCCCCUCAGUUUGCUCAGAAGCUCUAUGAAGUGCAAAUUCUGGAGAACACACCCAUUGGUUCCUGGAUUAUCACCAUUUUUGCUAACGAUUUGGAUACAGGAAAUUAUGGGAAAAUAUCAUACACAUUUUUGCAUGCAUCAGAAGAUAUUCGUAAAACAUUUGAAAUCAAUCCAAUAUCCGGGGAAGUUCAUUUGAGAUCAUGCCUGGAUUUUGAAGUGAUACAGUUCUACAGUAUACGUAUUCAGGCAACAGAUGGUGGGGGUCUUUCAGAAGAAUGUACUCUUCUGGUUAAAGUAAUAGAUAUAAAUGAUAAUCCACCAGAAGUGACCAUCUCAUCAUUUACAAAGUCAAUUCCAGAAAAUGCCUCAGAGACUCUGGUUGCUCUUUUUAGUGUCCGAGACCAAGACUCUGGGGACAACGGGAGGAUGGUGUGCUCCAUUCAGGAUGACCUCCCCUUUUAUCUGAAACCAACCUUCAAGAACUUUUUCACUCUAGUUUCGGAAAAAACACUGGACAGAGAGACAAGAUCCGAGUACAACAUCACCAUCACCGUCACCGACCUGGGGACC
Lontra canadensis (Northern American river otter) is the source of this 1367-nucleotide messenger RNA. RefSeq names its product protocadherin beta-14-like. The record is from RefSeq and is a predicted model, not a curated record. The transcript has a single exon. Gene Ontology annotation, biological process: homophilic cell-cell adhesion. The annotation marks the transcript as partial. Gene Ontology annotation, molecular function: calcium ion binding. Lineage: Eukaryota; Metazoa; Chordata; Mammalia; Carnivora; Mustelidae. Gene Ontology annotation, cellular component: plasma membrane.